AUGGACCCAGCUUAUGUGAAGUUUAUGAUGUGCCAGUGCCUGUUAAAUCGGGCGGAUUUUGGUUUAUCCGUUGGCUGCAUGAACUUGGUGUACUCCGUAUUCCUGCUCCUUUUCUGGCUCGUGGAGCUCAUCAAGUCCCUGGACAAUUAUCCCGUCAAGUGGGUGGUACUAUAUGGCUUUAAUAUCAUGUUCAAUGUGAUCACCAUGAUGAGGAUCGUGAAACGGGAGAGCGUCUCGGUAUUCUACUGGGCCUGCGGAACGGGUGCCCUUCUGAUUUUCCGUAUUUACCAUCUCUACUAUGUGCCAGAUAUAUUUUAUCUGGCGCGAUGUGAAUUGUACAUAAUAUCUAAUAUAUUUGUGGAUGUUUACAUUGUCCUAUCCCUGAUGGUCAUGGUUUAUGUGAUGUGCGGCCUGUACCUGGAACCGGAUCGCAUGUUUCCCAAGGAGGACAUGGCCAAUAACUACAUAUAUAAUCCCGAAGCAGCAUCCCAAAAUGUGGGAACACUCCAUGAGAAGCUCAAGGAAAAGCGACUGGAAAUGACAAGGGAAAUGGAAAUUAUGGCUGAAGUGGAGCAUAAGGAUGAGGUGAAAGAUGACUCCGAAAUGGAUGAGCUAAACCGAAAGGUCAUCCUCAAACUAGCUGCAAUUAUGGAGGACGAUACCGAGUCCACUCCUGGUACAUCCUGUGAGCCCACCGCUCCCGAUGAGGCGGAUUCUUACAGCCAGGAGUUGUUUCCCGAGCCAACAGCUCCGCCGGAAAGUAAACUCUCCUUUGAUGAGGAUUUUCAUUGCGAGUUCCAGGUUAACUACGAAUCGACUUCUAUUCCGCAAGAUUUAAAUAUCGAUCUCAUUAAAAAAUAG
Molecule: messenger RNA, 861 nt
Organism: Drosophila serrata
Lineage: Eukaryota; Metazoa; Arthropoda; Insecta; Diptera; Drosophilidae
Source: RefSeq, a predicted model, not a curated record